AUGCCUGCCAUCGACCGCGAGCAGCUCGACCACCGUGUGGAGCAGAUCUACGACCAGGUGGUGGCCUGGCGCCGCUACCUCCACGCUAACCCAGACCUCUCGUACGAGGAGCAGCCGACUGCGGCUUACAUUAUGUGCGAACUGCAGAAGAUGGAUGCGGGGGGUAAAUGGCUGCACAUCAGCCAGCCUGAAGGCAAUUGCAUCGUUUCGGACCUGAAGGGCGGCGCUGGUGAGGGUGCGAUUGUCGCGCUGCGGGCGGACAUCGACGCGCUGCCUGUGGAGGAGCUGACAGAUGUGCCCUUUGCAUCGAAGAAGAGGGGUGUGAUGCACGCGUGUGGCCACGACACGCACGCUGCGAUGCUGCUCGGCGCGACGAAGCUGCUGCUCGAGGAUGCGGAGAAGAUCAAGGGCACCGUGCGCCUGCUGUUUCAGCCGGCGGAGGAGGUGCCGCCGGGUGGCGCCAAAAUGAUGAUCGAGAAGGGGUGCAUGGAGGGAGUGACGAUGGCGUUUGGUCAGCACAUACUCCCGCUUGAAGAGGGCCCCACUGGCACUGUUUUGGUGCGCAAAGGUGCGAUCCUCCGCAGCUCUGACACACUGCACGCGGAGAUCAUUGGUCGUGGGGGUCAUGCCUCGCUGCCGGAGCGUUCCAUCGACCCCAUCCCGAUUGCGUGCCUUGCUGUGACUGCCCUUCAGCAGGUGGUCUCUCGCCGCAUGCCGCCGUGCAAGUGCCCAGUCCUGACGAUCUCCGCGAUAAACUCGAGCUGUGACACCUACAAUGUAAUCCCCGAUAAGGUUACGCUGAAGGGGACGCUGCGCUGCACAGACAGCCAGGUGCGGGAGGAUGCCAAUAAGGCCAUCGCCGAGGUGCUUCACGGCAUCUGCGGCUCGUACGGUGCGACGUGCAGCUUCAAACGAUUUCCUGGCUACGAUGUGACGGUGAACGCAGAUAGCGCGUACGAUGUGGGGAUGCGAGUGCUUGCCCAGGUAUUGCCGUCGAAGGACCAGAUUGUGGUUCUUCCAGAUUGCAUGUCUGCCUCAGAAGACUUCAGUGAGUUUGCGAAGCUGGUACCUUCGAACUACGUGGGCAUCGGAUGCUACAAUGCUGAGAAGGGGUGCGCUGCGCCGAACCACAACGCGAGGUUUGACGUCGACGAGGAAGCGAUGAAGGUCGGCGUGAAAGUGCACUUUGGUAUUAUCCACGAGUUGCUAAUGCAGUGA
Molecule: messenger RNA, 1218 nt
Organism: Leishmania braziliensis MHOM/BR/75/M2904
Lineage: Eukaryota; Euglenozoa; Kinetoplastea; Trypanosomatida; Trypanosomatidae
Product: putative N-acyl-L-amino acid amidohydrolase
Exons: 1
Coding region: 1-1218 (405 amino acids)
Molecular function (GO): hydrolase activity
Source: RefSeq, a predicted model, not a curated record